This is a messenger RNA of Sinocyclocheilus rhinocerous, 1823 nucleotides long. RefSeq names its product glycine receptor, alpha 4b (gene glra4b). The transcript is spliced from 10 exons. Bases 121 to 1599 code for a protein of 492 amino acids. Gene Ontology annotation, cellular component: plasma membrane. The record is from RefSeq and is a predicted model, not a curated record. Gene Ontology annotation, molecular function: glycine binding; transmitter-gated monoatomic ion channel activity; transmembrane signaling receptor activity. Gene Ontology annotation, biological process: monoatomic ion transmembrane transport. NCBI's taxonomy places the organism in Eukaryota, Metazoa, Chordata, Actinopteri, Cypriniformes, Cyprinidae.
AGUGGAGGAGAGACCAGAGUGCAUCGGAAUGGGCGUCUUGCCCCUCCAAAACACAUCUGCUUAUUGAGAUUUUGCCACAGGACACCAGGGAGGAGAAGAGAGCAACUGAAUAGUGAAAGGAUGUUUUCUCUGUUCUGGAGGAUCCUGUUGGAGCUCUUACUGGUUUGGUGGAUGUUUGAAGGGGUCAUCAGGUGUGUGUUUAGUAAGGAGCUGAAAUCGCCCAGCAGCAUGGUGAAGCCCAUGUCACCAUCUGAUUUUCUGGAUAAAUUAAUGGGAAAAACAUCUGGAUAUGAUGCUCGGAUCAGGCCCAACUUUAAAGGUCCUCCUGUAAAUGUCACUUGCAACAUUUUUAUCAACAGUUUUGGUUCCAUCACAGAGACCACCAUGGAUUAUCGGCUGAACGUUUUUCUACGGCAGCAGUGGAAUGACCCACGGCUGGCUUAUAAAGAGUAUCCAGAUGAUUCUCUGGAUCUGGACCCAUCCAUGCUGGACUCCAUCUGGAAGCCAGACUUGUUCUUUGCCAAUGAGAAAGGUGCCAACUUUCACGAGGUCACCACGGACAACAAGCUACUGAGGAUUUUCCAGAAUGGAAAUGUGCUGUAUAGCAUCAGACUCACUCUGAUUCUGUCAUGUCCUAUGGAUCUGAAGAAUUUUCCAAUGGACAUACAGACCUGUACUAUGCAGUUAGAGAGCUUUGGCUAUACUAUGAAUGAUCUGAUAUUUCAGUGGUUGGAUGAAGGCCCAGUGCAGGUGGCUGAUGACCUUACGCUGCCCCAGUUUGUCCUGAAAGAGGAGAAAGACCUGGGAUACUGUACAAAACACUACAACACUGGUAAAUUCACCUGUAUAGAGGUGAAAUUUCAUCUAGAGAGGCAGAUGGGUUACUACCUGAUCCAGAUGUAUAUUCCCAGCCUCUUAACAGUUAUCUUGUCAUGGGUCUCCUUCUGGAUCAACAUGGAUGCCGCCCCGGCCCGUGUCGGUCUGGGCAUCACUACAGUUCUCACAAUGACAACACAGAGCUCUGGAUCCAGAGCAUCCCUGCCUAAGGUGUCCUAUGUGAAGGCCAUUGACAUCUGGAUGGCAGUGUGCUUGCUGUUUGUCUUUGCUGCUUUGCUGGAGUAUGCAGCAGUUAACUUUGUCUCUCGGCAACACAAAGAAUUCUUCAGACUGAGGAGAAAACUGUGGGAGGAGCAACGCUACAGAGUUGCAUCUGGUCAGGCUGGAGGAGCAGAGAUGAAGAACAAAAGCAACAACAUCACUGGGAGUACGCCAAGCAGAAGCACACAACGCCAGUGCAGUGCCUGUGCACGGGAAGAGCAGUUAGCCUCACAGAAUCAGGACUUGUACUUCACAGGAUACGGGAUGGACAGCUGUCUGUCUGGGGAUGGGCCUCUCUCUGAGGCUGCUGCCAUGUUUGCGGGCCUGCCACCUGGCCAUGUCCUGUUUGAGAUCCGCCGGCGCUUCGUGGAACGAGCAAAGCGGAUUGACACCAUCUCACGAGCCGUCUUCCCUCUCAGCUUCCUCGUUUUCAACGUGUUCUACUGGAUCACGUACAAAGUGCUUAGAAAUGAGGACAUUCACCCUGCCCUGCAACCCUGACUCCCUUAAAAGACUUUCCCAGCAUCCCAUUUUGUGAGCCAGUUUAAAUCCAAUGUGAGGAUGAGAUCCCGUAUCAAGGACAUUUAAAAUGAAACCGGUUGAGGAAAAGGUACAACACGUUCUCUCUGCAUGAGUGAACAUAUAUGCAUGGAUCUAAAAAGACCACUUUUACAAAGAUCUAAGAAAACUACUUUGUUUAUAUGCAGAAUGGCUGAAUCACUCCU